CACAAAUUCCACGCCUCGUCAAGCGGAGGCGAGCCCUAAUGCAGGAUUCUAGUUCACAGACUCCGGCCCCUUCAUCGCAAGCUCCUGAGAGAGCUUUACCUUCCAAGUCAUUUUAUUCCGUCGAAUAUCCGGGCUAUGUUCGACCAACAUCCGUGCCUACUGCCAUCGGCAAUCUGGGUGGCCAGUCUAGUCUCAAUAAUGCCUUCAAAAGGACCGCAACCAAGAGUGAUAGUCUACUGGAGCUACGUCUCAGACCUGACAACCCCUUUGCACACCCCAUCCCCGGAGAGAACGUGCCGACAAACAAUAUACUGCUAAAGGUCGUCAAGCGCAAGCGGAAGAAGUUGAAUCCUGCUCAUGACGAGGAAGGUCAGACACAUGUCGGCGACUACAAAGUUGAAGCGGUUGGCGUAGUAUCUAAGACGGUCCGGUUCAGGAGUAUGGCUGAUUUCCAAUAUCAGCCAGACGCACAGGACCCAGUGGUCAAACUUCGAAAUGCUCUAGACAAAAUGGACAUCGAGGGUAUUCGCAGCUACACUAUCCCAGAGGAGAAGGAAGAUUACACCACCCUCAGCAUGCCCGAAGUGCAGAUUGAUCCCCAAUUGACUUGCGAACCAGGAACGGAGCCAAAGAUUGUCAGUAACCUCAGAAUGUUCCCACCGCCACUAUUCAGUCGGCAAAGUGUCCCGCAAAAUUACGGAUUCAAGGCAAAUCCGAUGUCUACCGUAACCACAUUUGUCGAUGAUAAUGGAGAAGAGAAGAAGAGACUCAUUAAUCGUACACGAUGGAAAGGCUACGGCCCUGUGUCGAUUGUUUUCUCUGAUCCAACGGUACCAGAGAAACCCAUCCCACAAGUUGAGGAGGCCCGACAACAGGUCGACCAACAUCUUCUGAGGCGCGUCGAACAGUACUUCGAACAGCGACCAGUAUGGACGCGCCUAGCGCUGUUGAAUCAAUUUACUGCCGGAGAAGCGCGAGACAUUCACAACUCCAAGGCCUUGCUUCCCCUUGUCUCUUAUACAUUCAGUGAUGGUCCUUGGCGAGAUACACUCAUCCGCCUAGGAUACGAUCCGAGGAAAGACGUGGGCGCCCGCUUCUAUCAACGACUCUACUUCAGGAACGUAAACCACCCCAUUGUUCGCCCGUCUGUCAUAACCCGUCGUCACGAUGGCCGCUCUGCGACCAUAGCGCUGGCUCCUGCGGACGAAGGCCAACGGUCACAUAUCUUUGACGGUGUUACCCUCACGAAAGACACUGCAGCCUUCCAGCUAUGCGACAUCCACGAUCGUUUACUCAAAGAGAUGAUAGAAGAUGAGGACGACCUCCGGGAAACUGUCAACGAGAGAGAUGGGUGGUACACCACGCACGCUUUCGAGAACAUUAAGACUAUUCUGCGGCAUAAAUUCUUCUCCUUAGUGGACGGGUACGUAGCCACGGACGAGGAAUGCCUCGCGUUGCUGUCGUCGGAACCAGGAGCAGCCAGACCUGCGCCCGUCGGGGGUAGAAAAGUGCGAUGGGGCCGACACAACAUGGCCAAAGGUGCGUUGGCUCCCGAAGAUGCAGCGGCUAUCAGACUGCGUGCAGCCCUCGAGCAAAAUCGUCAAGGACAACGUUCGUCUUGA
Messenger RNA from Gloeophyllum trabeum ATCC 11539, 1622 nucleotides. RefSeq lists its product as uncharacterized. Gene Ontology annotation, cellular component: transcription factor TFIIIC complex. Lineage: Eukaryota; Fungi; Basidiomycota; Agaricomycetes; Gloeophyllales; Gloeophyllaceae. The transcript is spliced from 11 exons. Bases 39 to 1622 code for a protein of 527 amino acids. The record is from RefSeq and is a predicted model, not a curated record. Gene Ontology annotation, biological process: transcription initiation at RNA polymerase III promoter.